AUGUUCUAUGGUCGGCCAUGGUUCUCCAACAUCGCAGUUCUUGGGGAGGGUGACGAUGCAGAGCCUCUCGAAUGGUUGCCUUCACGGCACCUCCAUCCUUCUCUCAUCCAUCCGUCCCUCCCCCAACCCCCUUUUUCCUUCUGCCCUCCUGCCAGCGGCCUGUCCUACAACUACCUCACAUACCGCGUGCCACCACUAGCUGCGGGGCUCAAAGACUUCGACGUGGGCUUUAACUUCCUCUCGGGCUCCUUCCCGACCAACUCCGCCACAUCAUGCGGCGCCAACAACAACUGCUUCCAGGCUGUCACCGGGUGCACCACCAAGGGCACGGUGCAGCGCAGCAUGGGGUGCAGCUUCUGCCUCUCCGACACGGCGCAGGGCAUGCUGUGCUACGGCCGCGACAUCUGUACCGUCGACGCCUCUGCGCCCUUCGCGGCUGGCACGCCCAACGCUGUUGGGGCCACCACGCUGCCGCUAGCUUGUGUUGAUGUUCUGUGCGCCACUGCCUCGCUUGUCAUGUGUCCCACCGACUGGCGCUGCAGCGGACUGCAAUGCAUUGGGAACAACUUUGCCAACUGCUUUGGCUUCCUUUGGACUGGCUAG
Molecule: messenger RNA, 603 nt
Organism: Closterium sp. NIES-65
Lineage: Eukaryota; Viridiplantae; Streptophyta; Zygnematophyceae; Desmidiales; Closteriaceae
Source: the annotation of a GenBank genome assembly